AUGAAUCGUAACUACGAAGCACUACGAGAGCAGGCUCUCUCCGAGCCUCCUCGUCAGCUCGAGAUUCGGUUCGCGGAUGAUAUACCAGUUGCGAUCCCAUGUCUGCAAGAAGCGAUGACGAUCUGCAUUGAGUAUUUUGACGAUCCAUACGUAUUCCAAGGCCUAGUCUUUUUCUUCAGCGCCCUCCUCUCCCCCCAGUCCUCACACGGUCCGCAGAACGAACAAGAGGUCCUGGAACUGUGGGAGUUGCGUUUGGAGGAACUUUCAAAUCCCAAUCACGAUGCGUAUCGAGACGCCGAGACCUGCGGACGAGUGGAUGCAGUCAUUGGGCAAAUCUCUCCAUGGGCAACAUACAAACAUCUCCAAGGUAUGGUUGCUUUUUUUCUUUUGGGCGAUCCUCAAUCGAUAGAUCGAUGGGUCUCGCCGAGUUACGCGAUCGUCAAUCGAGGUCAUGACUGGAUCGUGCGUUGUGCUCUGGAGAGCGAUAUACCAGAGCACGUCAGGGGUUGGCUCCAACUCAUGUACCAGAAGCAGCCCGAAAAAGUCAUCGAUACACCAAGCUACGAAGACAUUGUAGGAACUUUCACAUUCGAGCAGAGCUUGUGGAACGCUGACCUUGUCGUUGGCUUGGGCGGUAUCGUCCCAGUCAUCAAAUUUUACCUUCGACAGGCCAUGACCAUUGCUGACCACUGGGAGGCAUGGGUAUCAGCAGAUAUGGGUUUUUUGGCAUCACAGUCUUGUAUGCCUGACUACUCGUGGUGUGUAGCGAUCUACAAGGCGAUGUGGCAGCAGUUCAAGAAAGACCUGCGGGAUCCUUUCUCUGAAUAUCCCUAUCAGAUUCGGGAUCAGCUGAAGCUGCUUAGCUACAUGCGAGUCUUCGAGGAAUGUUGGCAGUGGGUGCAUCUCGAGGCUGGAGGCAUACCUGCCGAUGGAUUCGACGGUCACAACGUGCGACUACAGGUGCACAAUAAUGUGCUUGCCAAAGUACGAGACGAACUCCAAUCUUACGGCACUGAUGUUACAGCAGUCCUUGACCGAGAAUUUAGUUUAAAGAGUUUACUUGAUGAACAAAGGAUCAUACACAUCACGCACACCGACAGCUAUCCGUAUCUGGAUGAUAUUCAGACUCUUGAAAACGGCCUGUGUAAGUGGUUCUACCCUCACCUUCCAGGCAUGACCCAAGAGCAGUAUGAUGCACGCUACCCAGUAACUGAGCCGGACGACGACAUGGACAGCGUUUCGGAGAUGAAUUUCCACUACGAGGAAUUCGAGCUGGACGACGUCGAAGUAGAGGCGUAUGGAGCUAGACUCGGCCUUGCUGAUUUCGCACUUGAUAAACAGCCUGGUGCAGAUGAUAUCUGUACCAUCUGUCAAGCUGUCAUUGGCUUGGGUGACUCGGCUGAGCAGCGUUGUGUUGGUCCCUUUGGGUGUCUGGAUAUCUUUCAUGCUGAGUGCCUAGAUGAUUGGGUGAACGGUGCGUCAAAGACGUCCAAUCUGUGCCCAAACUGUCAGACAGAGAUCACAACGCAACAGCGACCGCACCGACCAAAACAGUAG
Molecule: messenger RNA, 1557 nt
Organism: Ascochyta rabiei
Lineage: Eukaryota; Fungi; Ascomycota; Dothideomycetes; Pleosporales; Didymellaceae
Exons: 1
Coding region: 1-1557 (518 amino acids)
Source: RefSeq, a predicted model, not a curated record